AUGAUAAUCUCUGUUCAGGAUGAUGCCAAUCAUCAUCAACAAUUAAAAGCGAUAAAGAAUGCAUUUCCUAUUAAUUCUUUUUAUAUUGAAUUACAGCCUUUAGCUAUAGAUACAGCUUUACAAAUUGUUGAUGAUUGGCUAUACGUUAAAUCCAGGACGUUAACAUCUCAACAGCGACAACUAAUUUCCAGUGCUAUUCUACGAUGUAGCUUGCCUUUAUUUAUUAAAUUAAUUUUUAAUCAAGCCAUCCAGUGGCAUUCUUAUGACUCCAUUUCUCAAGCUGAUUUGCCCUUUGAUACUGCAUCAGCGAUUCAUAAAUUAUUUGAUCGUCUCGAAAUGAUACAUGGUAAAGCGUUAUUUUCUCGUACAGCUAUUUACAUUACCUCAACACGAUAUGGCUUAACUGAAAAUGAAAUACAAGACCUAUUAUCGUGUGAUCACCAAGUUAUGGAGGAGAUCCAUCGAUAUCAGCCUGAUCAAGCUAUUAUAGCUGUUCCAGCAUUGCUUUGGCUACGUUUAAAACAUGAUUUAAAUGACUAUGUUCUUGAACAUGAAAUUAACGGUUUAACAGUAAUGCGUUGGUACCAUCAACAAUUUAUUGAAGUUGUUAGGCAGCGUUAUCUAAGUAAUGACCAAAUACAGGAAGAAAUCCACAGUCAAUGUGCUAAUUACUAUAUUGGU
This is a messenger RNA of Trichoplax adhaerens, 681 nucleotides long. RefSeq lists its product as uncharacterized. The transcript has a single exon. The record is from RefSeq and is a predicted model, not a curated record. Lineage: Eukaryota; Metazoa; Placozoa; Uniplacotomia; Trichoplacea; Trichoplacidae. The annotation marks the transcript as partial.